Molecule: messenger RNA, 1326 nt
Organism: Scomber scombrus (Atlantic mackerel)
Lineage: Eukaryota; Metazoa; Chordata; Actinopteri; Scombriformes; Scombridae
Gene: kcnj5
Product: potassium inwardly rectifying channel subfamily J member 5
Exons: 3
Coding region: 1-1326 (441 amino acids)
Biological process (GO): regulation of monoatomic ion transmembrane transport; potassium ion import across plasma membrane
Cellular component (GO): plasma membrane
Molecular function (GO): inward rectifier potassium channel activity
Source: RefSeq, a predicted model, not a curated record
AUGGCAGGAGAUUCUCGAGUCCUCAUGGACCACAACAUGGAGAUAGGUGUCACGCCAGCACAGGUGAAGAAGCUUCCCAAACACUUGCGGGAGGCUCAGAUCUCGACAGAGCGAACCCACUUGAUUUCCGACCCAGCAAGGAAACCGCGUCAGCGAUAUGUGCAGAAGGAUGGCAAGUGCAACGUUCAUCACGGAAACGUGCAAGAGACUUACCGUUACCUCAGUGACUUGUUCACAACACUGGUGGACUUACGCUGGCGUCUUAGUCUCUUUAUUUUCACCUUGGUCUAUAUAGUCAACUGGCUUUUCUUUGGCUUUCUGUGGUGGCUGAUUGCGCUCAUCCGUGGGGAUCUGGUGCAUGGUGACGAGGAGGACUGGACCCCCUGUGUUGAGAACCUCAACAGUUUUGUCUCAGCCUUCCUCUUCUCCAUUGAAACGGAGACCACCAUUGGGUACGGUUAUCGUGUAAUCACAGAAAAAUGCCCUGAAGGUAUCAUACUGCUUUUGGUGCAGGCCAUAUUGGGUUCCAUUGUUAAUGCCAUGAUGGUGGGCUGCAUGUUUGUCAAGAUCUCACAGCCAAAGAACCGUGCCGAAACCCUCAUGUUCUCACACAAAGCUGUCAUAUCAGUACGAGACAACAAGAUGUGCCUGAUGUUUCGGGUUGGUGACCUGAGGAACUCUCACAUCGUGGAGGCCUCGAUCCGAGCAAAGCUGAUCCGCUCGCAACAGACGAAGGAGGGGGAGUUCAUCCCACUCAACCAGACUGACAUCAACAUCGGCUUUGACACGGGAGACGAUCGCCUCUUCCUGGUGUCACCGCUCAUCAUUUCUCAUGAGAUCAACGAGAAGAGCCCCUUUUGGUCGAUGUCACUGGCGCAAAUGGAGAAGGAGGAGUUCGAGAUCGUGGUUAUCCUCGAGGGCAUGGUGGAGGCCACAGGGAUGACAUGUCAGGCGCGAAGUUCCUACCUGGACACUGAGGUGCUUUGGGGCUAUCGCUUCACACCGGUCCUCUCUCUGGAGAAGGGCUUCUACGAGGUAGACUACAACAACUUCCAUGAUGUCUACGAAACCAACACCCCAACCUGUAGCGCCAAGGAGAUGGCUGCUAAGUUUCGGGAUGAGCCUCUAUUGCCUCAGCUUUCACUCCUCAGCCCCACCGAACCCAAAACGCAAACUUUUGACCCCCUAGACCGCCUGUCUAAACCAGACCCACUAAACCAGGAUGAGGACAAGGAGGAGAGGGAAUCAGGGGGUGACAGAGGAGAAACCAAUGGCUCAGCUGCUGCUUUAGAGGAGCUGCCCCUUGCUGAUGGACUGCCUGACUGA